Perognathus longimembris pacificus (Pacific pocket mouse) is the source of this 930-nucleotide messenger RNA. Its product is annotated as olfactory receptor 51G2. The transcript is spliced from 2 exons. The record is from RefSeq and is a predicted model, not a curated record. Gene Ontology annotation, cellular component: membrane. The coding region runs from base 1 to 930 and encodes 309 amino acids. NCBI's taxonomy places the organism in Eukaryota, Metazoa, Chordata, Mammalia, Rodentia, Heteromyidae. Gene Ontology annotation, biological process: G protein-coupled receptor signaling pathway. Gene Ontology annotation, molecular function: olfactory receptor activity; G protein-coupled receptor activity.
AUGUCUUUGUUCCUCAACAGCAUGGCCUCAACCUUCCUGCUGAGUGGCAUUCCUGGGCUUGAGCAUUUAUACAUCUGGAUUUCCUUCCCACUGUGCUUCCUGUAUCUGGUUUCCAUCCUAGGCAACUGCAUGAUUCUCUUCAUCAUUAAAACCGAGCCUUCACUGCAUGAGCCUAUGUACCUCUUCCUGUCCAUGCUGGCUCUCACUGACUUGGGGCUUUCCCUUUGCACCCUUCCUACAGUACUGGGCAUCUUUUGGGUGGGAGCAAGAGAUAUUAGUCAUGACGCCUGCUUUGCCCAGCUCUUUUUCAUUCACUGCUUGUCCUUCCUAGAGUCCUCUGUGCUACUGUCUAUGGCUUUUGACCGGUUUGUGGCCAUUUGCCGUCCCUUGCACUAUGCUUCCAUUCUCACCAACACAGUCAUUGGCAGAAUUGGUCUGGCUUCCCUGGCCCGUAGCAUAGCACUCAUUUUCCCAUUGCCUUUUAUGCUCAAAAGAUUCCCAUAUUGUGGCUCUCCAGUCCUCUCACAUUCCUAUUGCCUCCACCAAGAAGUGAUGAAACUGGCCUGUGCAGACAUCAAAGCCAAUAGCAUCUAUGGCAUGUUUGUCAUCGUGUCCACAGUGGGUGUGGACUCGCUGCUCAUCCUCUGCUCCUAUGCCUUCAUCCUCAACACUGUGCUGUCUAUUGCCUCCAAGGCUGAAAGGCUCAAAGCUCUGAACACCUGUGUUUCCCAUCUCUGUGCUGUGCUUCUCUUCUACACACCCAUGAUCGGCCUGUCUGUCAUCCACCGCUUUGGGAAGCAGGCACCCCAUCUGGUGCAGGUGAUCAUGGGCUUUGUUUAUCUUCUUGUCCCUCCUGUGAUGAACCCCAUUGUCUACAGUGUGAAGACAAAACAGAUCCGAGAUCGGGUUACACAUGCUUUUUGUUCCUGA